This is a messenger RNA of Pocillopora damicornis (cauliflower coral), 873 nucleotides long. RefSeq lists its product as uncharacterized. NCBI's taxonomy places the organism in Eukaryota, Metazoa, Cnidaria, Anthozoa, Scleractinia, Pocilloporidae. The record is from RefSeq and is a predicted model, not a curated record. Gene Ontology annotation, molecular function: calcium ion binding.
AUGCUCUCUGUACUCUACUAUUUCGUUCUCAUUGUAUUGGCCUCCCUAAUACCGGAAGGACGAGGCAACUUCCGCAAUUUGAAGUUUACCAGUUUUGCCAAACCUGGCUACAGGUUGGAGAAUCACACGGUUCGAACUAUUGAAGUAUUCGACGAGAAUCUCUGCAGGUUACAGUGCUAUCUGGAACCUAACUGUGUCAGUUAUAACUUCCAUAAGCUAAGACAGGCGUCUGGUACACACAAGUGUGAUCUGAAUAACGCCACCAUUGAACACGAUGGAGAACUGGUGAAAAGCGAAAGUUACAUUUACCGCGGAGCUGAGAAUGCUUGCGUCAGUAAUCCUUGCAGAAAUAAUGCAACAUGCCAAGCUGGCUUUACACACAGAGAUUAUCAGUGUUUGUGUGCUUUUGGAUCUGGGUUUGAAGGUCACGAUUGUGAUAGAGACAUAGAUGAGUGUUCUAGUGAAACAAACGGCUGUGAUGAGAAUGCGGAGUGUAACAAUACCCUGGGAUCUUACAAGUGUAUCUGUAAAGAUGGAUUUCAUGGAAAUGGAACUAACUGCAAAGACUUGGACGAAUGUGCUGACGGAACACACAACUGUGAUGUGAAUGCUGAGUGUUACAAUACCCUGGGAUCGUACAACUGCACGUGUAAAGAUAGAUUUCGUGGAAAUGGAACCAAAUGCACAGGAUUUACAGCAGUGUUUACAACUCUUGGUAACAGUGGGCGUAAGGGUCCACUCCAGAUUGGAAAUCACUACUACACAGGUCAGGAUCACGACGGGCAAGUUACAUUGUCCAGCGGUAUUCAACAAUGGACUGUGCCACACACUGGCGAAUACAGAAUAGAAGCAAUAGGAGCCUCAGGGGGAUGA